GGUUACUCAGUAACCCUGACCUCUUCAAAAGGCCUGCUCUUCCCGGACAUUAGAACCAGUGACCUCUUUCCUGGGUUGUGCUGCCAUGAACAGCUUCCUGCUCUCUGCACUGUGGCUCCUUGGCGUCUGGGCUGCCCUGGCAGGAGGGGUCACCGUGCAGGAUGGAGAUUUCUCCUUUCCUCUGGAGUCAGUGAAGAAGCUUAAGGACCUCCGGGAGAUCCAGGAGCCCGCGGUCGAGGGCCGAAGGAAGCUUGUGGCUCUGCCGCUCUGCAGCCACCCAGGGUUUCCCGAAGAGCUCCGGCUUGUCUGCAGGGAGCCCAACGCCCCGGACAUCCUGCACCGGCUUGAGGCCAUCGCUCAGGACCCGAGCACGUGCGAGAUCUGUGCCUACGCCGCCUGUGCCGGAUGCUAGGGCAGCAUUGCUUGCUGUCUUCCCUACUCUUCAGGGAAACCCUUUCUUCUGCUGGAAAGGCGACCCGUGAUCCUCCCACUCCAGCAAUUCAGCCUACCUUGCCCCAUAGUGGAGGGAUGAGGGGAGAGCCUCCCAGAGAGGGGCUGCGGGAUGGAGGCCCCAGGCCUGAGACCGAGCUUUCCAAGAUCCGCUCCAGCUCUCAGCUAAUAAACCCGAUUCCAGAGUA
This is a messenger RNA of Heterocephalus glaber (naked mole-rat), 638 nucleotides long. RefSeq names its product guanylate cyclase activator 2A (gene Guca2a). The record is from RefSeq and is a predicted model, not a curated record. NCBI's taxonomy places the organism in Eukaryota, Metazoa, Chordata, Mammalia, Rodentia, Bathyergidae. Gene Ontology annotation, cellular component: extracellular region. Gene Ontology annotation, molecular function: guanylate cyclase activator activity.